CAUGGACAGAGUAAGGUCAGAGUUUGAUCCGAUGGAAUACGAAGGUGGCGAUGAACUUGAUGAAGAGUUUGAGGAACACAAGUCAGACGAUGAAAUUAAAGAGGAGAAGAACGGUGAAUAA
Lodderomyces margitis is the source of this 121-nucleotide messenger RNA. RefSeq lists its product as uncharacterized. Lineage: Eukaryota; Fungi; Ascomycota; Pichiomycetes; Serinales; Debaryomycetaceae. The annotation marks the transcript as partial. The record is from RefSeq and is a predicted model, not a curated record. The transcript has a single exon.